UAGAUUGUUACUUUGUCACAGGACGAGCCGGUUUUUGGUGUCCGUUGAAAUGCGCUGAGAAAUUCUUCGUUUUCAAAAAACCGCCCACGGCACCAAACUUUGGGCAACAGAGCAAACAAACCCACCAUGUGGAAUUUAUUUUAUGAUUUCAAUAAAAUCAAUGAUAGCGUUAAAAAAAAUUUAAAGUUGUUAUUUAGUCUUCAUUACUUAAAAAUAUUUCGUCUCCGACGUACCGCCCAACAUUUCUGCCCCGCCCGGAGUGAUAAACAGACGUACCCCACCCAGCAUCACGGACGUGACGUCACCGCGCUCCAAUUCAAACUUCAGGAACUGAAAGUGUUGGUGAAACACAACGGCCUCUCUCGAUGCAGGCUGGGAAAAGUGUACAUUUUCAGCGCUAUAUCUUGAUCACUCCAAUCAUUUAAUCUCCAAUAAGGAAAGUCAUGGCGUCCAAAGGUGCGAAAGAAACCAUCGCUUCUAAGCUGGGCUUCAAAUCAGGCAGUUCUGCCUCCAAGGUCGACGCAGAGCUGGAGAAAGUCAGGAAAGAAAAUGCCCACCUGAGGAAAAAGAUUGAUGAACUGGCCAAGCGGCACGUCAGGCCACCGGACUCGGACAAAAGCAAGCUGCUGGAGAGGAUUCUCUCGCUUGAGACGCUGCGAGAGCGGAACAAUCAGCAGUUGCUGGGCAAAGAGCAGGAGCUGGAGAGUCUCAGGCAGCAGCUGUCAGCUAAAGGAGGAGAGGUGGUGGCAUCACUGCAGGCCCAGUUGGAGCAACGGAAGAAAGAGGCGGAGCUUAGAGACGGCUUGUUGCAGAGUUUGUCUCAGGAGACGGAGAAUCUGAAAAACAAGCUCGCCACGGUUUCCGCUCGGUGCCAGUCCCUGGAAACACAAGGGAGUGGACAAGCCCCCCCCGCAGACCUGGCUCUGGUCCAAGAUCAACUGAAAGACGCUCUUGAGAAGAACCAGCAGUGGUUGUGCUACGACCAGCAGCGGGAAGCCUACGUCCAGUCCGUCGUCGCUCGCUCCGUGGAGCUGGAGCAGCAGCUGGCUCAGGCCAAGAAGGCCGAGAGCAGCUCGGAGGGUUCUGAUAAGGAGAAUGACCUGAAAAGCCACUAUGAGCAGAAGCUCUCCGAGCUGCAGAAAAGCCUGCAGAGGCAGAAGGAGGAGACCAUCAGAGUCCAGCUGGAACUGAGCGCUCACAAGGAAAAGGCCUUGAAAGCCGAAGCUGAGCUGCAGAAAAGGAAGGAGGAGGCGGCGCUGCUGCAGAGGAAGUACGAGGACGAGUGCGGCGAGUGCUCAGCCGCUCAGAGGAGGUGCGAGGAGACGAGCAGAGAGCUGCAGGAGGCCAGGAUGCAGCUGCAGGCGGAGCGCGCCGGCAACAGACACGCUGUGCACGAUGAAAGAAAGGUGUCGUCUGAGCGGGCUGACAGAAUGAAAGCCGAACUGGACAGUUUGAACGUCAGAUUGGAGGAGGAGAGGAGGAGGUCUGCCGAGCUCCUGCUGCAGCUCAACGUCCUGCAGAAGUCUCUGCUGCACCAAAACGAAGAGCAGAGGAGGAUUGCAGCUCUGGAGCAGCAGAUCCAGCUCUCCACCAAGGACUUUGAGAGUGAGAAGCUGGACCGUCAGAGCAUGCAGCAGCAGCUGCAUAAGGUCCUGAAGGAGCUUCGCAGAGCUCGAGAUCAGAUUGCCAAGUUGGAAUCUGCUAAGCAGCCAAGGUUUUCAGAGCCCAGUUCCUACAACAGCCUGGAGUUUGAGCGUCUCCGCGUCGACGACCCCCACGGCCCCCCGUCGCCGUCCAAAGUCAUCAACCUGCUGGACGAGAGCUUCCUGGAGUGUCCAAAGUGUCGGGCGCCGUACCCCACCAGCCGCCACCGCGAGCUCCUGGCUCACAUCGACUUCUGCUUCGCCUGAUCCUGUCCUAACAGAUCAGAUCCUAGUGUGACACAUUUAGAUUUAUCCUGAAUCUUUUUUUUUUUUUUUUUUUUUUUUUUUUACGACAGCGCUGUCCAAGUGUUCUGAGCCGAAUCUGGUUCCUGCUUCUCACAGUAGAGCUCGGUUUGCGGAACAUCUGGAGGAUUAUGACCGUUGGAGAGGUGCAAGCUGGGAAUUUUAUUUUAUUUUUUAAAUGCAAGAAUCCUCCAAAGACUUAAAAAAAAUAUGUUUAAGCUUAUUUAGGGAGUUGAAAACGUACUUUUAUUUUUUCCAAGUUUACUAAAAUAUUUAUAGACAUGAGGGUAAUAUUUUGAAUUGAUCUCAAAUAUACAGGAAGUGCGGGUAUUUUUAUGACUUUCUUCACUCCGAACUGUCAGAAAUUUUUUUUUUUUUGUAAUUUGGGAACACUCCAAUUACUUCUCCCAUUAAACACCACCAGACUACUGCAGCAAAAAAAAAUUAAAAGUUUAUUGUUGAAUUUUUAAAGUUUACUAAGCUCUUAUAGAAUUUUUGUUCGUAUUUUAAGCGAGGGACAUAUUUAUUCUUUGGGCUUUUAAGUUUAUUUUUCUCAAAUGUUAGAAGUCUUUAAGUGAAUUAUGUAAUGUUGUGAAAUAUUCCACCUUUUUUCCUGUGUAAUCAUUGUAUUCUUCAGUAUUUUACAACCACAUAGAGCUCCACCGUAAAAGAAUCACUCCUUUCAGUAAUCAUGUAUAGAAGGAUAAAUGUGGAUUUUUUUUUUGUGUGUGUCUUUAAUAUGUUGACGGAAGUCCUGGAUUUAUGUGGUUUAUUUACAUGGAUCUUCUUGUCUGGUUUCGACUCGGUCAUCCUCGCCGUCACAUGUGUCGGUUUAGUGUCGCAGUCUUCCCUCGAAUCUCUUUGACUUUUCAGACCUGCAGCCAGCCGUGUAAGUCUGGAAUGAGAUUUCAUGAGUUAAUUCCUUGUACUAAACUAUUUACAGCCUGGAUUACUGAAGGUCUCUGUAGGAGAAAAAGGUGAAGGUGUCUUCAGGACGGCGGCCUUGGCAAUGUGACCAGGAAUACUUAGAACAAACGCUUUAUUUGUUUUAAAAAUGUUUUAUUUUGGUAUUCUAGACAGGAAUUUUUCUGAAAUCAUGCGUUUUGAUGUGCUCUGUACUGUACUUGUGUGCAAUAAAGCUUUAAAUGGUCACAGAC
This is a messenger RNA of Oryzias melastigma (Indian medaka), 3103 nucleotides long. It is a transcript of the gene cep55l, whose product is annotated as centrosomal protein 55 like. Gene Ontology annotation, biological process: regulation of phosphatidylinositol 3-kinase/protein kinase B signal transduction; mitotic cytokinesis. NCBI's taxonomy places the organism in Eukaryota, Metazoa, Chordata, Actinopteri, Beloniformes, Adrianichthyidae. The record is from RefSeq and is a predicted model, not a curated record. The transcript has 12 exons. Bases 444 to 1910 code for a protein of 488 amino acids.